AUGAGUUCUGAAGAGACUGUUGGAAAUGAUCCACAACACCAGGACGCUGCUGAUAUAAUAGAGAUUGAAAGCUGUGCUGAAGACGAAGUAGAGAUUCAAAGGGCUACGGAACUACGGCAAAACGCUGUUGGACCAAGACGGGAUUGGGCUGGUAGAUUUACACCUGGUCAAGCCAAUUGGUCCAGUAAUGAUGAUGCAAAUGAUGAACACAGCAAUGAUGAUCUAGAGGUCGUGCACGAAAUGGUGAUUGAUGAUGGCGGGCCUAUCGACCCUGACGCAGAAUAUGUUGAUCUCGAUAACGAAAGACCUUUUACCGUGGCGCAAAUAAGACCUCGACAACCUUCCACUGGAAGUGGCCAAGAGGACGAUGAUGAUGUGGUAUUUGUGGGGCAAAACACCACAAAUGCAAAUUUUGUAUUAAAUCUUCCCGGUGGCGAGCGGGUUCUCAUUUCUGGUAGCCCUCUGGAGCUACCCGUUAGAAGAUCCUUCCAGCACCAGGUACCGCGAGCUCUCCCGUCCCGUUUGGAUUCGCGAAGGAGACGGGCCCAACGUGUUGCACUUGGUGCUCAACACGCAUUCAAUACUCCUAUGGCUGGAGCAAAUGAGCCACCCCCGAGUUUCAACGAGCAACGCCGGAGAAAUGAGCUACGACUCAGACGAAGCACUCGCCAUCUCGCGCAACAAAACGCAAGAGGACACACACCAUUUUUGAGUCCCAGCAACUUCAUGGGUCAUUCAAAUGCUGCAAGCUUUCAGUCACAACUUUCCAUGCUUCCCGGUAGUGUUCGGGCCGCUUUUGACGAAGCCCUGUCGAUCGAUGAGUUUCAAUCUGUACUGGAGGCUACAGACAGAGAAAGCUACGAACAGCGUUUAGAUGAGCUCACAACAUUGUAUGCACAAUACCGCGAGAUCGUGGAAAACUCAAGGGACCAAAAUGUAAGUAACGAGCCAACGCCCGGUCGCGGCAUGAUUCAUUGGGCUCAGGCGGUGGGAACGUAUGCGAACCACAGUGGCACAAGGCAACACGGGCUUACAAGAGCAUGGGUGCCUCCUCACUACAACGGAAUGCACACCAGAGAUACGGAUGAGUCGCGAGAAAUACAGGGAAUAAUGGAAUUAAUCGAGGCUCGCAAUGAGGCGGAAGUUGACAACAAAAAACGCAAACUUAUGGAAAGCACCAAGGGCAAACGAAGCAGCUUUCUAGAAGAUGCCAAAACAUUGCCCGAGGGCUACAGCUCGUCCUUUGACAUCACACCAAAACUCGAAAUGCCAAUACGCCGUAACAAACAGACGGAAAUUAUAACUGUGGAAGACGACGAAGCGACGGAGAUCGAAAUACCAGCUUGCACGCUUUGCGGUGUAGAGCUGGGAGUGGGUAUUCCAGAUGACUACGAGGGGAGAAGUAAAUCCGACGAAAACAAAACCUUCAACGAACUGGUUGACAAAUAUCAUUUUCACUGUCCGUACCAGUCGUUGCGAAGAUUUACAGUUGCAGACAGGGACCUUUCGCGGGAAACAUACGUGGCCAGUUGUGGGCAUAUGUUCUGCGGACGCUGCCUGGCAAGAAUACGCAGCGCUAGGAAAGUAAACGAGAAGAGUGCUAAGAAGUUCAGAAAUGUGAUGGGACCUUCGCAUCCAGAUAAUUACGGCCCUCGACAAUGUCCAGCCGAGAACUGCAGGAACAAACUACGACAAAACUCCACAAUGCAAGAGAUCUUCUUUUGA
This is a messenger RNA of Lachancea lanzarotensis, 1725 nucleotides long. It is a transcript of the gene SLX5, whose product is annotated as LALA0S01e01464g1_1. Gene Ontology annotation, molecular function: ubiquitin-protein transferase activity. The record is from RefSeq and is a predicted model, not a curated record. Bases 1 to 1725 code for a protein of 574 amino acids. Gene Ontology annotation, cellular component: SUMO-targeted ubiquitin ligase complex. The transcript has a single exon. NCBI's taxonomy places the organism in Eukaryota, Fungi, Ascomycota, Saccharomycetes, Saccharomycetales, Saccharomycetaceae.